Candidula unifasciata is the source of this 1161-nucleotide messenger RNA. The record is from the annotation of a GenBank genome assembly. Lineage: Eukaryota; Metazoa; Mollusca; Gastropoda; Stylommatophora; Geomitridae.
AUGUUGAAAUUCGUCUCAACGAAACCGCCAAGAGGUCGUUCCCCCAGCGGAUCGAUGACCCCAGACCGAGACGUCUUCAUUCGCCAAUUCCCGCCUCCUGAAUCGUCCCCGCGAGUGCCACCGUUGCCACGAGUACCAUCUUCCCCCAAGUUUGGUAGAAGACCGCAGUCCUACACGUAUCCGAGUACCCGAGGCGGGAGCAUCACUUCCAGAUCCAUUCCCCCCAGUUACAAGACCGUGCACACUUCUGGUGGCGGUAACAGUGACUUCCCAUCACGAGACUUCCCAUCACGAGACUUCCCAUCACGAGACUUCCCAUCACGAGACUUCCCGAGACUAGGUGAAGCUUCAUCUGAGUUUAGGUCUUUGAGGUAUCCAGAGCAGUAUUACCAGCAACAUACGAGCAAACAGCAGCAGCAACAGCAACAACAGCAGACACGUCAAUAUCCUCACCCACCUCUUCGGCAAAACCUGGAACCACCCUGGCCAUUCCAAAAUGGAUUUCCUGAUAAAACAACGAUUGCAGCUCGCACAGAACCGAACUCUCACCAAUCCCACCCUGUCAGUGCAGCUUACUCUCACAGUUUAGGCCACCCAGUUUACGACAACAGGUUCAACUAUAAAGCACGUGACAGGUUUUCUUUGAGUGGAGAGUCACAGAAUGAAACGUCUUCUAUUUAUGACACAAAUAAAGCCAGAACUCUACCAAAGAACGCAUACAUACCAAUCAUAAACAGAGACUCCCAGAGUAACCAGAAUCGCGGAGACAGCACAUAUCAGCUCAGAGGUAUCAAAGAAGUCAACUUGGCUAGCCCUGGGUACGUCAGGCAUGUAGCCUUCAGGGAUACAGCCACGCCCAGGCUAGGGUCUGAUUAUGACCUAGCCAGGCCAGUCAUGGAAGCCGGGGAUCGACAAGAGACAUCGCCAGUAGCCGGACCCAAGACAACCCAGUUUAUCGUCGAGGAGUCGCUGACCAAGCGGAGACUGUCGGAAACCUUCAUCCCGCCACCAGCAUCUGGAGCCACGCCAUACACUGUAGAGAGACUGAUCACCGAACCUGGACCUCCCGUCGUCCCAAGAAGACUAAAGCACUGGCAGCCAUCAGAUGCCAAGGUGACUGGUCCUGUCAGACACCGGGAGCUUCCGGUAGCAACACAACAA